AUGUCUUCGAGAGCAACUGAUUAUUUUAAUCAAUCCAGCCUCGAGAUGGUAGAAAUCUAUACGGGAGAACCGGAUACCGGAAAUGGGAGCUUCUUCACCUCAACUCCCGUACUGUACUUGCUCGUUUUUGUUCUUAUCAUCUCUUUCAUUGGAAGUUUGGUAGCAUUAGUUCGUUGUACAAAGUGGUUGGUUGGUCGAAGACAAGGAACGAAUGGAAAUCAGAGGGGUGGAGAAAGACAAAGAAUGUCCACAAUUCUGGAAGGAGCCGAGCAAUCAGGAAGUGGUUCUGGUAAUUCUCAAGAAGGGCCCCGGACGGAACUAGAUUAA
Caenorhabditis remanei is the source of this 327-nucleotide messenger RNA. RefSeq lists its product as uncharacterized. The transcript is spliced from 3 exons. Bases 1 to 327 code for a protein of 108 amino acids. Lineage: Eukaryota; Metazoa; Nematoda; Chromadorea; Rhabditida; Rhabditidae. The record is from RefSeq and is a predicted model, not a curated record.